AUAUAUAUAUAUAUAUAAAUUUAGCUGCAUAUGGACAUCCAUAGCCAACUGAACCCAAAACAAAUACAAGGAUAUUUGGUUGUAAAUAUUAUUUCUUCCGUCCAGCUAUUAAAAUCCCAGAAUGCAAUUCGACUUCCUCUUCUGGAACCAUAUUUGAGUGGCAAGAUGGUGCAACGACUAACUUACAGACGGCGUCUCAGCUAUAACACUAAAUCCAAUAGGACAAAAAUUUCCAAAACACCUGGGGGUAAGCUUGUAUACCUGUACCCCAAGAAACCUGGAAAGGUACCAGUAUGUGGAGACUGCAAACUGAAACUGAGGGGGAUCACUCCAGCAAGACCGAGGGAGUUAUCGGCUCUUUCCAAGAGGCACAAGACUGUAACAAGAACUUAUGGUGGAUCACGCUGUGGAAAGUGUGUCAGAAGCAGGUAUUGCACGCUGUAGUCAAGAGGAACUAAAACUUUCUUUCUUUACA
This is a messenger RNA of Limulus polyphemus (Atlantic horseshoe crab), 475 nucleotides long. RefSeq names its product 60S ribosomal protein L34-like. The transcript is spliced from 4 exons. Bases 31 to 444 code for a protein of 137 amino acids. Gene Ontology annotation, biological process: translation. The record is from RefSeq and is a predicted model, not a curated record. Gene Ontology annotation, cellular component: ribosome. Gene Ontology annotation, molecular function: structural constituent of ribosome. NCBI's taxonomy places the organism in Eukaryota, Metazoa, Arthropoda, Merostomata, Xiphosura, Limulidae.